GCCUUAAGCAUGGCUGUCCUUUGACCAGUGAAGCGCGAUAUUGGCGAUGGCUGACAGACUACAUCGUGCUCUUUCGUCUUCCCUUCUGCAAUGACCGGGUACAAUAGGAUUCUAAUGAAGGCCGUCCAAAUUCUGGCCUUUUGUCCUGAACCCGAAGAUGGCAGAGCCCCUCGCUGUGGGCGAGACUGGGAAUAUUGAAGCUCGCGAAGAGUCUUCGUCGUUAAGCGACAACGACUCAGCAUAUUAUGAUGACGAUACCGAGGCCUCAACCAGGUCCGUCACAUCGAGCAUUUACGACUACGAAACCUCUCACGGGAGGACAUACCAUGCGUACCAUGCCGGGAAGUAUAUACUUCCCAACGACGAGGAUGAACAAGAGAGGUGCGACAUCAUGUACCACGCCGUAAGGCUUUCUGUGGGCAAUAAGUUGUUCUUUGCCCCUCUGGUCACGGAACCAACUUGUGUCCUCGACAUUGGGACAGGGACGGGGUUGUGGGCCAUUGAACUGGCGGACGCAUAUCCAGGCGCACAAGUGAUCGGCACAGAUCUGAGUCCAAUCCAACCAAGUUAUGUGCCGCCCAAUCUGCAGUUUGAAAUCGCCGACGCCGACGAGGAGUGGACGUUUCGCCAAAGAUUCGACCUCGUCCACUCACGCGUGAUGAAUGACACCUCUUUGAAAGACUGGCCUCAUUUCUACCGAGAAGCGUAUAAAGUACUCCAGCCCGGUGGCUGGGUCGAAUCGCAAGAAUUCAGCUACAAGCGGUACUCGGACGACGGGAGCCUGCCCGCCGACUCCCGCCUUACCUACUGGGAGGACUUGUGGACCGAAGGGAUCAACAAGAUGGGCCACACGGGCCACUGCGACCCCGAACUGGUGAUGCAGCAAAUGCGUGACGCUGGCUUUGUCAACGUCACAAGGCUGAACUUCAAGAUGCCCAUUGGGCCAUGGCCUAAAGACAAGAGACUCCGCGAGGCAGGCUUGUUCGGCUACGCCAACUUGAUGAACGGUCUUUUUGGCCUUAGUAUCAAAGUCUUCUCGCAGCUGCUGGGUUGGCAGGUCGAGGAACUCGAGGUCUUGCUGGCAGAGUGUCGGCAAGAGUUACGAAGGAGGGACAUCCACGGGUAUUGGCCCAUGUAAGUCUAUUCCCUCUACUGGUAUUCACCUUGCAGCAUUACUUGGCAUGUCACAAGGUGCACACUCAGCGUCAGUGUCUUCGUCCCUGUUGAUGCACACGAAAAGAUGCAUCCGUACAGAUCCUGACGCCGUCUUAUCCCAGCUACAUCAUGUUUGGUCAGAAGCCCCCAGACCCCGGCGGUCCCGGUGAUUGAACUGUGGUUGCGUUCUGCUAUCCCGAACUGUUAUCGAGUCUGUCAGCGAAAUCCCAGUCAACUCGCAUAUGCUGGCUGAAAUCUCGACAUACGAUAUAGCAAUCUCGACAAAUGAUUUAGUCCAACCCCCGCAAAACCGAGCGGGAAUGCGUCAGAAGCCCAUUUUCAUCUGCGAAUGAGCAGGGGAUAUUGGAGACCCUCGUUAAGGGCAUUCUUUGACGCUGGGUUUCAGUUUUGAUCCACAUGACUGUCGCUAUCAUGCGCAUCUAUCGGCUUGGGUUGAAUCCGGUCGGUCUCUGAGGGAAUGACAAGGGGAUGAAGUAGAGGAAUGAUGCGGGUAAAAGUUGCAAAUGAGUCUCUCCAUUUGUUUACUUUCUUACUUUCAUUUUACCAGAGCAGGCGAAGCAAAGUAAUGUCACCUGGUCAUGAUCGCCGACUGCGCGUUUGGUAUGUAAC
This is a messenger RNA of Exophiala xenobiotica, 1785 nucleotides long. RefSeq lists its product as hypothetical. Gene Ontology annotation, molecular function: methyltransferase activity. The transcript is spliced from 14 exons. Lineage: Eukaryota; Fungi; Ascomycota; Eurotiomycetes; Chaetothyriales; Herpotrichiellaceae. The coding region runs from base 158 to 1138 and encodes 326 amino acids. The record is from RefSeq and is a predicted model, not a curated record.